This is a messenger RNA of Elaeis guineensis (African oil palm), 930 nucleotides long. Its product is annotated as probable prefoldin subunit 4. Gene Ontology annotation, biological process: protein folding. Gene Ontology annotation, cellular component: cytoplasm; prefoldin complex. The record is from RefSeq and is a predicted model, not a curated record. Lineage: Eukaryota; Viridiplantae; Streptophyta; Magnoliopsida; Arecales; Arecaceae.
GCUUGACCUUGAUGGACCAUCCCUGCUUCACGGCCUCCAAUCUCUCACCGAUGAAUCACACCAAGAUCACGAGACUAUACCAUAUUCUGUCGCUGGAUGGAGAUCAGAUGGUUCCUAUUUAGAAUUUCCGUCGUUUUAGCAUGAUCCCCAACAGGCCCACGGAGGGAGACCAUCUAUGAGAAUAAUUGGGCUUGAAGGCCUCCCGCCGUUCCAGGGAAACCAGAGCUCAGCUGAAGAUCCGGCUGCUGCCCGAUCUAUAGCUAAAGGGUCACAAGAUGCAGCAGGGGGAAGGGUCGGAGACGCAGGUGACGUGGGAGGAUCAGCAGAACAUCAACAAGUUUGGGAGGCUGAACAAUCGCUUCCAUGAGCUCGAGGAUGAGAUCAAGGUCGCCAAGGAAGCAAAUGAAAGUUUGGAGGAUGCCAGCAAUGAAUUAAUUUUGUCUGAUGAGGAUAUGGUGAGGUUCCAAAUAGGCGAGGUCUUUGCUCACAUGCCUCGGGAAGAAGUUGAGGGCAGGUUGGAGAAGAUGAAGGAGGAUGCUAGCAAGGAACUGGAGAGGCUUGAAGAAGAAAAGGAAUCAGUACUCGCGCAGAUGGCUGAGCUCAAGAAGAUCUUGUAUGGAAAGUUCAAUGACUCCAUCAACUUGGAGGAAGACUGACUGGGGCUUUGCACUGCCCCUUGUUUAUGUGUUCUCCCUCUCCAUAGUCCUUAACAGUGUACUUUUAACAGGUCGCCACCUGUUUGCUAGAAGCUCAUUGGUCGGUAUUUUCUUAUUGUCUGAUGAACCUCUCAGUUCUAUAAAUUGGGCACCGUUGACCUUGUUAUUUUCUAUUUCAUGUUUAAAAAAAAAAUUGUUGUAUGGAUGUGCCCUGCUUUCCUUGGGGGCAUCGUUAAGUUACGUAGCAAUCUGGAAGUGAUUGUCUUUGUUGUCC